This is a messenger RNA of Saprolegnia diclina VS20, 883 nucleotides long. RefSeq lists its product as hypothetical. The transcript has 7 exons. Lineage: Eukaryota; Oomycota; Saprolegniomycetes; Saprolegniales; Saprolegniaceae. Bases 12 to 725 code for a protein of 237 amino acids. Gene Ontology annotation, molecular function: dynein heavy chain binding. Gene Ontology annotation, cellular component: axoneme. The record is from RefSeq and is a predicted model, not a curated record.
CUUGAAGGGACAUGGCCGAGCCGUCGCCGCCCGAGAGCCUCGUGAGCUACGACACGCCCAUCUUUACGGGCGAGAGCAACGAAGGCGUCAAGAAGGCCAAGGCCGCGCCGGGCGCCAAGAUCGACCCUGUCGCGCGCAUUGAAGAUGUGCUCAACGCCAUGCUGCCGCCCCAGAUGUGGAAGGAAGAGACAGGGUACUGGAUGCGCUACACGUCGGCCGAGCCCUCGACGCGCUUUGAUGUCAUCAAGCUCCAGGAGCAAAUGGACGCCAAGCUCCUCAAGCGCCAAGCCCGCGAGAGUGGCAUCUGCCCCGUCCGCGAAGACAUUUACGCCCAGUGCUUUGACGAGCUCAUUCGUGAAGUCGCCAUCAACUCGCCGGAGCGCGGCCUGUUGCUCUUGCGCAUUCGCGAUGAGAUUCGCAUGACGACCGACGCGUACAAGACGCUCUACGAGAGCAGCAUUACGUUUGGUGUGCGCAAGCAGCUCCAAGCCGAGCAAGGCAUGGGGUCGCUCGAAGAUCGGAUCCACGUGCUCACGGAAGAGAAGCGCGAGUACGAAAACAAGGUGCUCGAACUCACCAACAAGCUUGAGGUGAUUGAGAAGCGAAGCAGCGAGCGACGCGCGCUCCAGGAGAAGCGCUACAAAGAGGAGAUCGAGUUCCUCAAGUACCAAGGCCAGCACCUCGACGCCUUCCUCAAGUCGGCCGGGGGUGGCGCCAGCAAAUAGCGAAAAAUGAUUACGCAUCAAAGUUGUCGAGCUGCACCUCGGCGUGCGCGUACGAGGAAGCGACGACCUUGCCGUUGAUCAAAAAGAGGUGUGGCUCAGCGACGUGGACGCAGUGGUAGCUAAUGGUCUAUCCGUGUACACAUACCAUUAUUGUCGUA